This is a messenger RNA of Oldenlandia corymbosa var. corymbosa, 719 nucleotides long. The record is from the annotation of a GenBank genome assembly. Lineage: Eukaryota; Viridiplantae; Streptophyta; Magnoliopsida; Gentianales; Rubiaceae.
AUGGCAUCUUUCGGAAACGGUGUUGGUAGUCCGGCGUCUUCUUCUACAAAAGCGUCACCGCCUGCGGUGAAGUUGGAACCCAUUGAAGCCACUCCAGAAAGCUUCCAAGAGUUCGGACAAAUCAUUGAGGCCACCCCCGACGGCAGUGGAAAGGCUUUCUCUUUUGGCCAUCCUUCUGUUCAAUCCAUAAUCGAAAAGUACCUCCAGAAUCCAAAUAACCCUACUGAUGAUCAGCGUAUCAGUCAGAAUCGUCGAAACACAAGCCUUCAUGAGAUGAACCAACUCGAAAAGCAAGUGAAAGAAGCAAAGAAACGUAGAGAAGCGUUGAAGAAAGCGAGGGAGGAGGACCCGGGAAAGGAAUUUUGGAAGGUACCCAUUGACGAGCUUGAUUUGGAGCAGCUUUCGAUGUAUGCAAAGGCGUUGCAAGGACUCAAGAAGGAUGUCGACAAGGAAAUCCUUUCGCAUUCGAUUAAGGAAGCUGGCAGUACUUCCAUUAAUGAUAUGGAGAAUGUACUUAAUCCAGUCCGUGUUAGGGCUUCUGAUGAAUUAUUACUUGCUGGACAGGUUUCCGGUGGCGGUAAUUCUUUGGUUGUUGGCGAUGAAGAGGAGGGAAUUGAUCUGAAUCUUACACUGCGUCCGGGGUCUGGUAAUUAUCUGGAAAGGGUCGGUGAUAAUCGGAAACCAAUCCGUGUUUAUCAGUUUAUUUAGUUAUAUCUAGG